Messenger RNA from Linum tenue, 700 nucleotides. The record is from the annotation of a GenBank genome assembly. Lineage: Eukaryota; Viridiplantae; Streptophyta; Magnoliopsida; Malpighiales; Linaceae.
AACUAGGGUUACUCGUUAUCCUUAGUGUUUUGCAGCCAAUUUCGGUCGAUCAAAACCAGUUUCUGCAACCUGUUCGGGAACAACGGCAACGGGCUUACAUGGCCUAAAUGAAUCGUGAACUUAAGCCCAUACAGAAAACAGAGACAAGCUGCCCAAAGAUAGUCCAGAAAGCCCAAUGACCACUAAGAAGAUCACCUCAUCUUCUUCGCCAGCUACAUCAUCGUCCCCUCCUCCACCCACAAGCUGCUCACUGCUUCGAGCUUUCGCCUCUCCUCUUCUCCAAACACAGAUGGCGCAAGUACUGACCAACGCUUUCCUCCAGAUCAAACCCAUCUCUCCUCCGCUGCUCUCCGCCACAAAGGCUGUGGCCGGAAGGAAUGGCGGCGGAUGCGGAGGUCUGCAGGUAACGUGCCGGAAGAAGGAGAUACACCCGGAGUUCCACACGGACUCCAAAGUGUACUGUAACGGGGAGCUGGUGAUGACCACCGGCGGGACACAGGAGGAGUACAACAUUGACGUUUGGUCCGGGAACCACCCGUUCUACCUGGGGAACCGCUCCGGCGUGCUUGUGGACGCGGACCAGGUCGAGAAGUUCCGGAAGAAGUUCGGGGAGCUGACGCAGCUUAUGCAGAUCCCUGUGCUCAAGGGCGAGAUUGUUUUGCCCAGCAGGAAGAAAUCCGGAAAGGGCAAGAAGAAGUAG